AUGGUUAUCCGGAGGACCUGCGAGGGGAUGAGCGCCAUUUCGCACCACGUCGAGUUGUUUAUGCUAACUCCAAACACUAGUCUACAUAAGACGCUGCUACAGCUGCUCUGCAACCGUGCCCGCCGCUCAGUGCCCCUGACAGCACUUCCGUGUUGUUGUGGUGACGUCAGAGCAGGCUGUCAGGAGGAAGACCCCUAUCACCACCAUGGAUCUCAAAUAAUCACGGGCCCAAAGCAAUUGCAGCUCCUUCGUGUUGACAUUCUAUCCAAAGGGGCCGAGUCUGUGGACGAGAGGAGAAACAUCAUUGAUAAUCAGCUGAAUGUAACCCAAAAUGGCAGUGUUCCCCUUUCUGCUCCGGUCCCCACGGUCCUCCCCUCAUCGUCACCAGUCAUUUGGUGA
Messenger RNA from Knipowitschia caucasica, 399 nucleotides. Lineage: Eukaryota; Metazoa; Chordata; Actinopteri; Gobiiformes; Gobiidae. The record is from the annotation of a GenBank genome assembly.